This is a messenger RNA of Corythoichthys intestinalis (scribbled pipefish), 3981 nucleotides long. RefSeq names its product chromosome 20 C8orf34 homolog (gene c20h8orf34). The transcript is spliced from 15 exons. The record is from RefSeq and is a predicted model, not a curated record. The coding region runs from base 318 to 2210 and encodes 630 amino acids. NCBI's taxonomy places the organism in Eukaryota, Metazoa, Chordata, Actinopteri, Syngnathiformes, Syngnathidae.
CCAGUGCGGGGGGAGGGGGGUGGGAAGGGGGAGCGGGAAGAGUGAGAAAUCUUCGCCGCUUGUGGGGCUGCUCGCUGCCGCCGGAGAUGAUCCCCGGCCGGGCGAGCCAGCGCUUCCGAGAGCCGGCCAGCGUACGGCGGGCAGGUGGCAGCAGCAGCAAGCACAGCCGGGGCUCCGCGUCAUCUCGCACGUGAAGCCGCCUGAAGGGCGGGCGAAUGACGGCGGCGGCUCACCGGAGCGGCUCAUCCCGCUGAAAGCUCUUCCGAGAGGGACUCCCGGCCGGCAUUCUCUCUCCCUCCCCCUUCGGCACUUUCUCCAUGGCGUCUCCGCAACAGUCCAGGAUUCAGUCUUAUCUGGAGACGAACAAAAUUGGACCGCUGUUUGAGGAGUUGAUGACUAAACUAAUAAGCGAGACCCCCGACCGUCCCAUCCCUUUCCUCAUCGACCACCUCCAGAGCAAGCAGGAUAGCCCGGGAAAGAUGCCCCGAGUGCUCUCCGGGUCGGCGGCGUUGUGGGCUCAGACCUCACCGGAAAGCAAAAACACUCGCCGGGAGCUACGGCAGCACGACAAAUCGUGGCAAUUUCACCCCAGGAAACCCAAGAAGUCCAAAAGCGACCUGGCAGUGUCCAGUUUGUCGCCGCCGUCGCCGGAACACAAGUCGCUGCCUCAGUGUCCGUCGUGGGAUUGGCGGGACAGCCGCGAUUUGGACGAGCUGAACCACAUCCUGCUGGAAAGCAAGAAGCUGGGCCGGGCCCUGGAGAGCCUUUCACGCAGUGAGCGCUCCCUCUCAUUCAGCUUGACACGUACAAGUAGUAAAAAGCAGCAGGAGUCCUUGCUUUGCCGACAAUGUCGCAGUAUCGCCAACUCUGACGACGUCGAUCAGAACUUGGGCGGCUUCAAUCCGGUGUUGCGCCCCCGCGUGGUGGGCGAGUGGACCGGGCGGGCCGAAGAGGACGCCGACCCGCUGGCAGCCGAGAUGCUGCGGCCUCCCGUGCCGCGAGGGAAAAACAACGUUUGCUGGAGUGGUGAUGGCCUACCUCUUGCCAGUUUCAAGAUGGAGCCCAAAGGCCUCAAAGGGCUGAAGGAGCAGCAACAGCAUCACCGCAAACUGCUCGCCGCCAUGUUGGCGCAGGACUCCGUCGGGCCUCUUCGCAGUCCCCCGCCGUCCGUCACCGAAGAUGAGAUGGACGACGACGACGAUGCCAUGGAGCUUCUAGAGGAUCUGGAUGACCUACGAAUGGAAGGCGUGAGCGGUUUGGCCCCGUCCGGCUGCAAGUUCAGUCAGGGCCGCAGCUCCUACCACCCGGAACCUCAGGCCAAAGUCACGCUCAACAUCUGCUCGCGAUGUGCCAGAUUGCAGGGCGACAGCCUCUCCACCAGCAGAUCCCAGGAAACUCCGCGACCUCCUGUAUCCGAACAAGCCGUUCCCGACAUCUCAUCCACGUCGCCCGGGGUGGACACUUUGACGGCGGCGGCGAGACGCUUGCAGGAAUGCGAGGCGGCGUCUCGCGUGUCCACUAGCGCCCGUCAGUCUGUCUGGGACACUGAUGUCAAAGCGAGGAGGACUGGAGGUCUGCUGCUGGGAGACCCCCUCUUCUCCAAGGAGUUGGAGAGCAUGGGCAAGCAGCUAGCUGAGGUGGAGAAGGACUUAGCCAAGCUGGCGGAAGCGGGAAAGUCAUGCAGUCGGAACAACCCGGUCCGGGGCAGUCUCCUUCGGAGCCUCCCUGACACGCUGCCCCUCGCCAGCUUCCUAUGCGGGUCGCGCUCGCCAAGCGGCGGCCUCUCGGGCAAGGCGUGCGGCGCCGGUCUCCCCCCGAUCAGUCCCAGCUCGGCGUCCCCGCGCCCGACCAGGGCUCGCGCCUUCAGCAACCCUGGCAGCAGGACGCACACGCCCGGGACGCCUAACAGCCUGCGCUCGGGCUUCUACGCUCACAAGGAGGCCGGCGGGUUCAGGAGGUCGCGGAGUCGGCCGGUCACGCCCACCGGGCAGCCCGUGUACACCCGGCGCUUGCUAACGCCGCCCGGGCUAAGCACCACCGACAGCCUGGGGGCCAGCCUGAGGGCUUAUUUGUCCGAGGAUGAGUUUUACCAGCAGUUGCAGGCCAUCCGGCAGCCUUGGCACAUCCCCAGCGACACGGAGAGCGACAUCAUGGAGCCUCCCGAGCAGGACAAAAGCGCCAGCAAGAGAUUCCUCUUUUCAGGCCUAUGAAGACAAGCGGCGUCCCCGGUCCGACAAUUAUGCAAGCCGCCGGACAUUUUAAACAAAUUGCGUUAUUUUUCUAAAGCCCUAUGAAUGAGAUUGUAUAUGUUUGUUUUCCACCAAUAUUUCAUAGACUGUUAUGAUAUGAUAUUUUUAUUUUUGGUUUGCUCUUCCGCAUGCUAUGGGACGCCACGCAUGGGUGCACUUUGUGGUUUGACAACCUCUUUCCAAGGCGGCCACAGAUACGACUUAUUUUCCGCCAUAGUGGCAAACCAAAGGGGUUACAAGGCGGCCAUGUUAGUAGGGGCAACGUUCCAAUGACACCAAGUCGUAACUUGCUCAUUUCGCCAACGAUUUUCUUGGUUUACAUUUUACCCAUGGCAAAAUGUGUCUUAGGCGGCCAUGUUAGUAGGGGCAAUGUUCCAAUGGCACCAAGUCGUAACUUGCUCAUUUCUCAAAUGAUUUUCUUAGUUUACAUUUUACCCAAUGGCAAGAUGUGUCUUAGGCGGUCAUGUUGGUAGAGGCAAUGUUCCAAUGACACCAAGUCGUAACUUGCUCAUUUCGCAAACAAUUUUCUUGGUUUACAAAUUACCCGAUGGCAAAAUGUGUUUUAGGCGGCCAUUUUGGUAGGAGCAACGUUCCAAUGACACCAAGUCGUAACUUUCUAUUUUUCACAAACGAUUUUCUUAGUUUACAUUAUACCCAAUGGCAAAAUGUGUCUUAGGCGGCUAUGUUGGUAUGGGCAACGUUCCAAUGACACCGAAUGGUAACUUGUUCAUUUCGCAAACAAUUUUCUUGGUUUACAAAUUACCCGAUGGCAAAAUGUGUCUUAGGCAGCCAUGUUGGUAGGGCAACGUUCCAUUGACACCAAGACGUAACUUGCUCAUUUCGCAACCAAUAAUGAGGUUGACUUUAUUUUCUCCUGGCAAAACAUGUUCUAAGCGGCCGUGUUUGAAGGGGAUACAAGUCGUAACUUGUUCAUUUCGCAACCGAUUUUCGUCAGCUUGACUUUUUUCCAAAUGCCAAAACGCCAAUGGCUUUGAGAAACGUUUGGUGUGCAUUGGCAUCACUCAAAUGAUCUCGACGCGCCCUGAAAGAGGUUUUCAAACGUGUUGUGGAUGAAACAAAAGGAAUGCCCGUAUGUUAAUAAAAGGAUUUGGUGCUCAUCACUUGGCUGCACGAUUCUUUUGUUAGUGGUACAAUCACUCACUGCCUCACAGAAGGUGAUACAAAAUGUGUAUGUGUGCGAGAAAGAGAGAAAAGUAAGGUUAUACUAGUGCUGUUAAAGCGGAAGUUUUAACUCAGUAGAUUUAGGGGCCGUUUACAUUGUGACGGUGCGACACCAAGACGCAGAGAUUGUGUUGCGGAAUGACCAUGGCUUUACACGGUGACUGCAAAAAUGCAAGGCGAAGAUGCAAACUUUCUAUUCCGGCCUCCAAAGAGGAACGAUUCAAUUGCGGGGAUUGGUCAACAACCAUAUGAAUGGGACGCUCUUGCUCGGAUGACGUUAGCACUCUUAUACAUCACUUUGGGCAUGUGCAGUCGCUGCUACUAAACAUUAAAAACAGCAAACAUGGUGGAAAGUCAGCUUGAAUUUACUGUUUUUAUAUUAAUCAAAUUUAUUUUUUGUUCGUGUUUUUGUGCCGUUUGAAGCAAAAGAAAAAAACGCGUGGACUCCAUUGGUUCGAGUGGGCGAGUAUGUUGUCUCCCGGGCUGAGAAGGUUGUUAUCAAGGAAGUGCAUCAUUGGUUGUCGACUUGUAAAACUGCACUGCACCCUAG